Messenger RNA from Colletotrichum acutatum, 1290 nucleotides. RefSeq names its product glycoside hydrolase. Bases 26 to 1135 code for a protein of 369 amino acids. Gene Ontology annotation, biological process: carbohydrate metabolic process; mannose trimming involved in glycoprotein ERAD pathway. Gene Ontology annotation, cellular component: endoplasmic reticulum; membrane. The transcript has 2 exons. Gene Ontology annotation, molecular function: mannosyl-oligosaccharide 1,2-alpha-mannosidase activity; calcium ion binding. NCBI's taxonomy places the organism in Eukaryota, Fungi, Ascomycota, Sordariomycetes, Glomerellales, Glomerellaceae. The record is from RefSeq and is a predicted model, not a curated record.
CGAUAAAGCGAAAGAAUUAGGUGAUAUGCUUUAUAUGGGAUUUGAUACCCCAAAUCGCCUACCGGGCUUUUGGGUCAACUUCGAAGACGCCAGGAAUGGAACCCAGCUAGCUGGCACGCACGACCCGUCAGCUUCUCCAGGCUCAUUAGCUAUGGAGUUUACCCGUUUAUCCCAGCUGACGGGAAAUCCGAAAUACUUCGAUGCCGUGGAUCGCAUUACGAGGUUUCUGGAAGGCACGCAAUUCAAGUCUAAACUUCCUGGGAUGUGGCCGAAGAUGAUCAAUUUCAGAGAAGAACGAGUUGAUACCGAUAAUAGCUUCACGCUGGGAGCCUUGGCAGAUUCACUAUACGAGUAUCUACCCAAAAUGUUUGCGCUACUCGGCGGCCGAGAUCCGUCGUACGAGAAGAUGUACAUUGGAGCCAUGGCAAUAGCAGAGCAACACAUACUUUUUCGGCCCAUGGUCGCAGAUCGAGAUGACAUCCUCUUCGCUGGCGAUGCCUUCGUCUACGCCGACCGGAUAGAGCACGUGUCUGAUGGCCAACACCUCGCAUGCUUUGCGGGUGGUAUGCUUGGGCUUGGGGGCAGACUUUUCUCCGUCGAUAACCAUGUUGCUCUGGGUGAGAAGGUCGCGCGAGGAUGUGCAUGGGCGUACGACGCGUUUCCGUCCGGCGUGAUGCCGGAGAACUUCAACCUCAUUCCUUGCGAAGCCCGGAAGACCGGCGAUACCCAGAAGGACGACGAAUGCCUCUGGGAUGAGUCAAGGUGGAAGAGCGAGGGAGAUCCGAGGUUGAAGAAGGGCUUCCGAAAUGCCCGCGACCCGAGAUAUAUCCUCCGUCCUGAAGCUAUUGAGAGCAUAUUUCUGUUAUACAGGAUGACGGGCCGACAAGAUCUCCAAGACAUUGCCUGGCGAAUGUUUGAGUCCAUUCUGAAAGCAACAGAGACGGAGCACGCCCAUUCAGCUAUAGCCGAUGUCACCGUUCCGCCGGAUCAGACGAGAAAAUUGGACGAGAUGGAGAGCUUCUGGCUUGCUGAGACUCUCAAGUACUUCUAUCUCAUUUUUUCACCACCGGAUCUCGUUAGUCUGGACGAUUACGUUCUCAACACAGAGGCACAUCCGUUCAAGAUCCCCAAGUAAGCAAAAUCGCAGAGCUGAAAAGGACAUUGACGUUUGAAAUUCCGCACAUACACAUACUGGUUCGGAUGGUGAUACAUGUCAUGAUGACUACAUUUGGAGGGCCCCGCGUGGGAGGGAAUUGUUUUGAAAUAGCUAUAAGACUGGAGAAUAUAUGA